CAUCUUCUUGCUCCCAGACCGCGAUGUCGUCCCAUCCUGUCAUCGAGUUCACCUCUUCGUCCUCAUGGGCAAUGAUUGAGGACAAGUUCUCUCCCUUCGCGAAGGAGACGUUGGCGAAGCUCAUCAAGUUCCAACAAGAGGAGGUCUGGCCUGCCCUCAGAGUUGCGCAUGCCCAGCUACCAGAUGGCGAGGCGCGCUGGAAGACCGUCAUUCCGAUUGUCGCGGACCUGAAGAAGAGGGCGCGUCAGCUCGGCCUGUGGAACCUCUUCCUGAGCAAGACGCAUUACCCUCAGCACGGUGUCGACUUGACCAACCUCGAAUAUGCAGUCAUGGCCGAGAUUCUGGGGAGGGGCGGUCACUUUGCUUCAGAGAUCGUAAACUGCUCUGCUCCAGACACAGGAAAUAUGGAGGUUCUUGCCCGCUAUGGAUCUCCAGAGCAACAGAAGAAGUGGCUGCUGCCUCUGCUCAACGGAGAAAUCCGCUCUUCAUUUGCUAUGACAGAACGCUUCGUCGCUUCCUCGGACGCCACAAAUAUCCGCACCUCAAUACGUCAAGAAGGCAACGAGAUCGUCAUCAACGGUCACAAGUGGUGGAUCUCUGGCGCGGGCGAUCCGCGCUGCGCCGUGCACCUUGUCCUCGGCAAGAGCGACCCCAACAACUCGGACCGCUACCAGCAGCAGAGCAUCGUCAUUGUCCCCGCGAACGCUCCAGGCGUCAAAAUUGUCCGGCCCAUGAAGGUCUUUGGUUACGACGACGCCCCAGAGGGACAUUGCGAGAUCAUCUACGACAAUGUCCGGGUGCCCCUCAGCAACCUCAUCCUUGGUUGGGGCAAGGGCUUUGAGAUCAUCCAGGGUCGUCUUGGACCAGGUCGUAUCCACCACUGCAUGCGUUCCAUUGGUGCUGCCCAGAGCGCGCUCGAUCUCAUGCUCUCCCGUGUCACCGACCCGGCGCGCAAGACGUUUGGCAAGUACCUGUAUGAACAUGGAACCGUCGUCGCGGACAUUGCCAAGUCCCGUGCAGAAAUCGAGAGUGCACGACUGCUAGUGCUGAGCGCUGCGAUCCAGAUCGACAAGUACAAGGCCAAGGGUGCACUGAAAGAAAUUGGUAUCGCCAAGUUCGUCGUUCCCUCAAUGGCCCUCCAAGUCGUGGACCGCGCGAUGCAAUCCUUUGGCGCUGAGGGUGUCUCACAGGACCAGGCUCUCGCUGCGACAUGGGCUGGCCUCCGCACCCUCCGGUACGCGGACGGCCCCGACGCCGUGCACAUCCAGCAAAUUGGCCAGCGCGAGCUGAAGCGUGCGCCCGAGGUGACCAGGCGGCUAGAACAAAUCAGGGUGAAGGAAAAGGGACUUUUCGCGAAGUAUGGUGUCAAGUCGCAUUUGUGAACUCAUGGCAAACUCCUGCUUUGCGUGUAAAAUAUCUGCUGUAUGGUCAUCAUGAAGGAAAUCCUCAUGGUGAGAGUAUGACUCUCAGUUUGGAUGAACGACUUGCAGAUGGGUGGCACGACCGCGCACGAUGUGGAUGACGCUGUAGUCAGAGUGAGGCAAAUGAAU
Messenger RNA from Phanerochaete carnosa HHB-10118-sp, 1550 nucleotides. RefSeq lists its product as uncharacterized. Gene Ontology annotation, molecular function: flavin adenine dinucleotide binding; oxidoreductase activity, acting on the CH-CH group of donors. NCBI's taxonomy places the organism in Eukaryota, Fungi, Basidiomycota, Agaricomycetes, Polyporales, Phanerochaetaceae. Bases 24 to 1382 code for a protein of 452 amino acids. The record is from RefSeq and is a predicted model, not a curated record. The transcript has 9 exons.